GCAGGCAUUGGAAUCAUACACACCAGCCGAUGGAUUCACAUUAUGCAUUUUGUAGCUAUGCGUUACUGAGCGGGUUUGACAUAGACCAUUUUUCGUCGCACUUGCAGCUUUACUUGUUUUUCCUCAAAGCUGUGGUAUAACGAUGGGGACGGACAGAAAACAUGGAACGAGGGAGUGCUGGUUGUUUGUGUUUCAUAUGGCUCUGCUACUUUUUAUCGGAAAACAGGCUUUGGCUCAGAUACGAUACUCUAUUCCAGAGGAGGUGAAAGAAGGAACUGUUGUUGGAAAUGUUGCGAAGGAUCUUGGCCUUGACAUCACCUUGUUAACUGACCGUCGUUUUCGCGUUGUUUCGGGAUCAAAGGAGAAUUUUUUUGAGGUAAACCAGAACAAUGGAGCUCUGUAUGUGCAUAAGAAAAUCGACAGGGAGGAGCUGUGUCACGGCAGUGGUGCAUGUCUAAUGGAGCUAAAAAUCCUUGUUGAAAACCCUCUGGAAAUGCAUUAUGUAGUUGUAGAAAUUAUUGAUGUAAAUGAUCACUCUCCUAGUUUCCGCGAAAAAGAGCAGAGAUUUGAAAUAGGCGAACAAACAUUACCUGGAAGACGAUUUCAACUACACACUGCUCGUGAUCCCGAUGCUGGAAUUAACUCUAUUCGUACAUAUACUAUAACAUCAAAUGAACAUUUUGAAGUAGACAUCCGCCAAAGCGACGAGGAUAAGAUACCAUUUUUAGUGUUGAAGAAAUCGUUAGACAGAGAACAAAAGAUCAAACACACGCUGCUGGUUACAGCAGUUGAUGGAGGCAAACCUCCAAGAUCAGGGACACUGAAUGUUUCUAUUAUUGUUCUUGACAGUAAUGAUAAUCGUCCAAUGUUUAGUCAGGAGAUUUACCAAAUUGAAAUACAAGAAAAUGUUCCAGUCGGUACUUCAAUAUUCAAAAUGAAUGCAACGGAUCCUGAUGAAGACACCAACAGUGAAAUUGAAUACAGCCUCGGAAAAACUCUAAAGGAAAAAGUGUAUGAUAUUUUUGAAUUGGAUGAAUUAACUGGAGAGAUUAGAGUAAAAGGAGUUGUGGACUAUGAAGAGAACGAUGUUUAUAAACUGGACGUGGAAGCAUCCGAUAAAGGAACACCUCCACUGACAGGUGAGUGUAGAGUCAUUAUAAAGGUCAAAGACGUCAAUGAUAAUCCACCGGAAAUAGAAGUCACAUCACUGUCAAAUAGAGUGUCUGAAGACUCAAAGCCUGGCACAGUUAUUUCACUUCUUAGUGUAACGGACAAAGACUCCGGUGUAAAUGGCAAAAUAAUAUCAAGCAUAACCUCAGAGGUGCCUUUUGAAUUAAAGCCCUCCUAUAAGGAGAACAUAUAUUCAGUUGUUACGAAGGGAUUUUUGGAUCGAGAGGAGGUGUCACAUUAUGACAUUACAAUAAAAGCUACAGAUUGUGGUGAACCUCCCUUAUCUACUGUUAAAACUCUCAGUAUUGAGAUAUCAGAUGUAAAUGACAAC
Epinephelus moara (kelp grouper) is the source of this 1501-nucleotide messenger RNA. RefSeq names its product protocadherin alpha-8-like. Gene Ontology annotation, molecular function: calcium ion binding. NCBI's taxonomy places the organism in Eukaryota, Metazoa, Chordata, Actinopteri, Perciformes, Serranidae. Gene Ontology annotation, biological process: homophilic cell-cell adhesion. The annotation marks the transcript as partial. The transcript has a single exon. The record is from RefSeq and is a predicted model, not a curated record. Gene Ontology annotation, cellular component: plasma membrane.